CUCUCUCUCUCUCUAGAAAUAUCUCUACAUUUACCCAUUUUCAUGCGCGGAGAGAGAUCGCGUCUCGUCGUCACUGCAUAAGGCAAGGCGAUCCAGGAGCCCUGCCGAUUCGACGAAGAGAUGGCACAGAGCAGUACUUCUCACGACUCUGGCCCCCAGGGGCUGAUGAGGCGGCCAUCUCGGGGUGCCGCUACAACAGUGUCAAUUGAAGUUUUCGACCACGAGGUGGUGCCAGCCUCCCUCGGCUCUAUCGCCCCGAUCCUUCGUAUUGCCGCAGAGAUUGAACAUGAGCGUCCUCGUGUUGCCUAUCUCUGUCGGUUUUAUGCAUUUGAGAAAGCGCAUAGGAUGGAUCCAAGUUCUAGCGGCAGGGGUGUGAGACAGUUCAAGACACUUCUCUUCCAAAGGCUAGAAAGGGACAAUGCUUCGAGCCUUGCUUCUAGGAUUAAGAAAACUGAUGGGCGGGAAGUCGAGAGCUACUAUCAACAAUACUAUGAGCAUUAUGUCAGAGCACUUGACCAAGGGGAGCAAGCAGACAGAGCUCAGCUUGGGAAAGCAUAUCAAACGGCUGGAGUGCUGUUUGAAGUGCUCUGUGCGGUUAACAAGAGUGAGAAAGUGGAAGAAGUUGCUCCUGAGAUUAUUGCAGCUGCUAGAGAUGUCCAAGAAAAGAAUGAAAUUUAUGCACCAUACAACAUUCUUCCGCUGGAUUCUGCCGGGGCCUCGCAGUCUGUUAUGCAGCUUGAGGAGGUCAAGGCCGCUGUAGCAGCCCUGUGGAACACUCGUGGAUUGAACUGGCCAGCUGGAUUUGAGCAGCAUAGAAAGAAAUCUGGAAAUCUGGACCUUCUUGACUGGCUAAGAGCCAUGUUUGGGUUCCAGAGAGACAAUGUCAGGAACCAGAGAGAGCAUCUUGUUUGUUUACUCUCUGCUAAUCACAUAAGAUUGACUCCCAAGCCAGAACCUCUCAAUAAGCUUGAUGAUAGAGCUGUUGAUGCCGUCAUGACCAAGCUCUUCAAGAACUACAAGAACUGGUGCAAAUUUUUAGGACGUAAACACAGUCUGAAACUUCCACAAGGUGCCCAAGAUGUGCAACAACGGAAAAUACUCUACAUGGGCUUGUAUCUUCUUAUCUGGGGCGAGGCUGCAAAUGUUCGAUUCAUGCCAGAAUGUUUGUGCUAUAUUUUUCACAAUAUGGCAUAUGAACUCCACGGUCUCCUGGCUGGAAACGUCAGUAUUGUUACUGGAGAAAAUAUUAAGCCUUCUUAUGGUGGAGAUGAUGAGGCGUUUCUGAGAAAGGUCAUUACACCAAUUUAUCGUGUAAUUGAAAAGGAAGCAAACAAGAACACAAAUGGGAAGGCGGCUCACUCAGAUUGGUCCAAUUAUGAUGAUCUGAAUGAAUAUUUCUGGUCUGCAGACUGCUUCUCUCUUGGCUGGCCUAUGCGUGAUGAUGGAGACUUUUUCAAAUCAACACGUGAUACAGUGCAGGGGAAAAAGGUUUUACCAAGAAAAUCUGGAAGAACUGGGAAAUCAAAUUUCACUGAAACCCGGACAUUUUGGCACAUAUAUCACAGUUUUGACCGACUCUGGACAUUUUACCUACUAGCCCUCCAAGCAUUGAUCAUUCUUGCAUUUGAACGGAUAGAUCUGAAAGAUAUCAUACGAAAAGAUGUUCUAUAUGCUCUCUCCAGUGUUUUCAUCACAGCAGCCUUUCUCCGCUUUCUUCAAAGUGUCCUGGACGUUGUUCUGAAUUUCCCAGGAUUCCACAGAUGGAGAUUUACUGAUGUCUUGAGAAAUAUUCUCAAGAUCAUUGUUAGCUUGGCCUGGUGCAUUAUUCUCCCUCUUUGCUAUGCUCAGUCUGUGUCUUUCGCUCCUGGGAAGAUAAAAUCUUGGCUGUCAUUUCUUCCGCAAGUUAAGGGUGUUCCGCCUCUUUAUAUAAUGGCUGUAGCAUUGUACUUGUUCCCAAAUGUGCUGGCGGCUGUCAUGUUCAUUUUCCCAAUGCUUCGGCGUUGGAUCGAGAACUCGGACUGGCAUAUAAUUAGAUUGCUUUUGUGGUGGUCACAGCCAAGAAUCUACAUCGGAAGGGGGAUGCAUGAGAGUCAAAUUGCACUCAUAAAGUAUACACUUUUCUGGCUGUUGCUCUUCGGUUGCAAGUUUGCAGUUAGCUACGUUCUACAGAUACGGCCUUUAGUGAAGCCGACGAAUGCAAUAAUGAGCAUUCGCCAUGUAAAAUACCAGUGGCACGAGUUUUUCCCUAAUGCUGAGCACAACUAUGGAGCAGUUGUGGCCCUUUGGGUACCAGUAAUAAUGGUUUACUUUAUGGAUACUCAAAUUUGGUAUGCUAUUUUCUCGACUAUUUGUGGUGGUGUCAUUGGGGCCUUUGAUCGUUUGGGAGAGAUACGAACACUUGGAAUGCUGAGGUCAAGGUUCCAGUCCUUACCUGGGGCGUUUAAUACGUACUUGGUUCCUUCUGAUAAGACAAGGAGAAGGGGUUUCUCCUUAUCAAAAAGAUUUGCCGAGGUCACAGCAGCUAGAAGAACUGAAGCGGCAAAAUUUUCUCAACUAUGGAAUGAAAUAAUUUGCAGUUUCCGUGAAGAGGAUAUUAUCAGUGAUAGGGAAAUGGAUCUGUUGCUUGUUCCUUAUACUUCAGACCCUAGUCUGAAAUUAAUUCAGUGGCCACCAUUUUUGCUUGCAAGCAAGAUACCAAUUGCCUUGGAUAUGGCAGCACAAUUUCGAACAAGAGACUCUGACCUCUGGAAGCGCAUAUGUGCUGAUGAAUACAUGAAAUGUGCUGUGAUUGAAUGCUACGAAUCUUUCAAGCACGUUCUUCAUAGCCUGGUUAUUGGGGAAAAUGAGAAAAGGAUCAUUGGUAUCAUUAUAAAAGAGGUGGAGAGCAACAUUUCGAAGAACGCGUUUCUUGUGAAUUUCAGAAUGGCUCCUUUACCUGCUCUUUGCAAUAAGUUUGUGGAGCUUGUGGGUAUCUUGAAAGACGCCGAUCCAUCCAAAAGAGAUAGAGUGGUGCUGUUGUUGCAAGAUAUGUUGGAAGUAGUGACUCGUGAUAUGAUGUUGAACGAGAACCGUGAAUUGGUAGAACUUGGUCAUACUAACAAGGAAUCUGGGAGGCAACUUUUUACUGGUACUGAUGCAAAACCUGCUAUACUGUUCCCUCCACCUGCAACAGCUCAAUGGGAUGAGCAGAUAAGACGCCUUCAUCUACUGUUGACUGUCAAAGAAUCUGCCAUGGAUGUGCCAACAAACCUUGAAGCAAGAAGAAGGAUCGCAUUCUUCACAAACUCGCUAUUUAUGGAUAUGCCACGUGCUCCUCGAGUCCGAAAUAUGCUCUCCUUCAGUGUCCUGACUCCCUAUUAUAGCGAGGAGACUGUUUACUCCAAAAAUGACCUCGAAAUGGAGAAUGAAGAUGGUAUAUCAGUUAUAUACUAUCUGCAAAAGAUUUUCCCAGAUGAGUGGACACACUUCUUGGAGCGACUCGGUUGUAAAGACGAAGGCGGUGUGUGGGAGAGUGAAGAAAACAUUUUGCAGCUUCGCCAUUGGGUUUCUUUGAGGGGACAAACUCUUUUAAGAACUGUUAGAGGGAUGAUGUACUACAGACGCGCACUAAAGCUUCAGGCUUUUCUUGACAUGGCUAAUGAAUCAGAAAUAUUGGGAGGUUACAAAGCCAUUUCCGACCCACCUGAAGAGGAUAAGAAAAGUCAGAGAUCCUUAUUUGCUCAGUUAGAAGCGAUAGCAGACCUCAAGUUUACUUAUGUUGCGACCUGUCAGAACUAUGGAAAUCAGAAGCGAAGCGGAGAUCGCCGAGCUACUGAUAUCCUUAACUUGAUGGUUAACAACCCUUCGCUCCGUGUGGCAUACAUUGACGAGGUUGAGGAACGAGAGGUAGGAAAAGUGCAGAGAGUGUACUUCUCUGUUCUUGUCAAGGCUGUUGAUAAUCUUGAUCAGGAAAUCUACCGUAUAAAAUUGCCCGGUCCAGCAAAAAUAGGAGAAGGAAAACCAGAAAACCAAAACCAUGCUAUCAUUUUCACAAGAGGAGAAGCUCUCCAGGCCAUUGAUAUGAAUCAGGACAAUUACUUGGAAGAAGCAUUAAAAAUGAGAAACCUACUUGAAGAAUUCAACGAAGACCAUGGAGUCCGCCCACCCACUAUUCUCGGUUUCAGAGAGCAUAUUUUCACUGGCAGUGUUUCUUCUUUAGCUUGGUUUAUGUCCAAUCAGGAAACGAGCUUUGUGACAAUUGGUCAGAGAGUUCUCGCAAGUCCUUUGAAGGUUCGGUUCCAUUAUGGUCAUCCUGAUGUCUUUGAUCGAAUUUUCCACAUAACUCGUGGAGGCAUCAGCAAAGCAUCACGCGGCAUAAAUCUCAGUGAAGAUAUAUUUGCUGGUUUCAACUCAACUCUGAGGCGUGGUAAUGUCACUCACCAUGAGUACAUUCAAGUAGGUAAAGGCCGAGAUGUUGGUCUGAACCAGAUCUCCCUAUUCGAAGCCAAGGUUGCUUGUGGUAACGGGGAGCAAACACUGAGCAGGGAUCUCUAUAGAUUGGGUCAUCGGUUUGAUUUCUUCCGCAUGAUGUCGUUUUACUUCACAACAAUAGGCCUCUACAUCAGUUCAAUGAUUGUUGUCCUCACAGUAUAUGCUUUCUUGUACGGGAGACUUUACUUAUCAUUGAGCGGAGUGGAGGAGGCAAUAGUUAAGUACGCAUCGGCAAAGGGAGAAAGUUCUCUUAAAGCAGCCAUGGCUUCACAGUCCCUUGUCCAAUUAGGUUUUCUCAUGACACUUCCAAUGGUAAUGGAGAUUGGACUAGAGAGGGGAUUCAGGACGGCCAUCGGUGAGAUAAUAAUCAUGCAGCUUCAGUUAGCACCCGUUUUCUUCACCUUCUCCCUUGGAACAAAGGUUCAUUACUAUGGACGGACGAUCCUACACGGUGGCGCCAAGUACAGAGCAACUGGGCGUGGCUUCGUGGUCAAGCACGAGAAGUUUGCAGAAAACUACAGGAUGUAUUCAAGAAGCCACUUUGUGAAAGGGCUGGAGCUUAUGAUGUUGCUGAUAUGUUACAGACUCUACGGGCAAGCGGCAGUGGACUCUGUAGCUUAUGUGCUAGUGAUGGGAUCGACCUGGUUUUUGGUAGCUUCUUGGUUGUUCUCUCCUUUCCUCUUCAACCCUUCGGGAUUUGAGUGGCAAAAGAUUGUGGACGAUUGGGAUGACUGGUCGAAGUGGAUCAACAGCAGAGGUGGGAUUGGAGUCCCUGCGAACAAGAGCUGGGAAUCCUGGUGGGACGAAGAACAAGAACAUCUUAAACACUCGGGAUUCUUUGGCAAGUUCUGGGAUCUCAUCCUCUCAUUCCGCUUCUUUAUCUACCAAUACGGGAUCGUCUACCAUCUCAAUCUGACCAGAGAAAGCCGAAUGGGUAAACAGCAGAGUAUCAUUGUUUAUGGUCUAUCAUGGCUUGUCAUAGUCGCUGUCAUGAUAAUCCUAAAGAUAGUGUCAAUGGGGAGGAAGAAGUUCAGUGCAGAUUUCCAGCUGAUGUUCAGGCUCCUGAAGCUAUUCCUGUUCAUAGGGUUUGUGGUAAUCCUGGGAAUGCUCUUCCAUUUCCUAAAGCUCACUGUGGGAGACAUUUUCCAGAGCCUUCUCGCUUUCCUACCGACUGGAUGGGCGCUUCUCCAGAUAUCACAAGUACUAAGGCCGAUGAUGAAGGGAGUGGGGAUGUGGGGGUCGGUGAAGGCACUGGCGAGAGGGUACGAGUACAUAAUGGGAGUGACGGUAUUCAUGCCAGUUGCAGUGCUCGCUUGGUUCCCCUUCGUCUCCGAGUUCCAGACCAGGCUUCUCUUCAAUCAAGCCUUCAGCAGAGGCCUUCAGAUCCAGCGUAUCCUCGCCGGUGGAAAGAAGCAGAAAUGAGACUUUGCACUCUCCUCAUCUUCCAUACCAUAACAAUGUUACCAAGAAACCAAUUUACUUGCUAAAAUGUGAUAGCAUCAAUGUUUGUAUCUAAGCUAAUCAGUCUCUGGACUAAUUUCUACGUUAACUACAUUGUUACCCCAAUUUCUUCAUUACCAA
Tarenaya hassleriana is the source of this 6051-nucleotide messenger RNA. RefSeq names its product callose synthase 5. Gene Ontology annotation, cellular component: 1,3-beta-D-glucan synthase complex; plasma membrane. The record is from RefSeq and is a predicted model, not a curated record. The transcript is spliced from 44 exons. Gene Ontology annotation, molecular function: 1,3-beta-D-glucan synthase activity. NCBI's taxonomy places the organism in Eukaryota, Viridiplantae, Streptophyta, Magnoliopsida, Brassicales, Cleomaceae. The coding region runs from base 121 to 5892 and encodes 1923 amino acids. Gene Ontology annotation, biological process: (1->3)-beta-D-glucan biosynthetic process.